CCCUCUAAAUCCUUCCUAUUCAUGUAUCUAUGCAGGUGCCUUUUAAAUAUUGCAACUGUACCCAACUCCACCACUUCCUCUGGCAGCUUGUUCCAUACACACACCACCAUUAGUGUGAAAAAACUGCCUUUCAAGACCCUUUUAAAUCUUUCUCCUCACACCUUAAACCUAUGCCUUCUAGUUAUAGGCUCCCCUACCCUGGAAAAAAAAAGAACUUGGCUAUUCACCCAACCAUGCCCCUCAUGAUUUUAUAAAUUUCUAAAAGAUAACUCUUCAACCUCCAAUGCUCCAGGGUAAAAGCCCCAGUCUAUUCAGCCUCUCCCUACAGCUCAAGAUCUCCAAUCUCACCAACAUCUUUGUAAAGCUUUACUAAACUAUUUCAAGCUUAACAACAUCUUUCCUACAGUGGGGAGACCAGAACUGUAUGCGCUAUUCUAAAAAUGGCCUCACCAAUGUACAGCCGCAACAUGACAUUCCAACUCCAAUACUGAAUGCACUGACCAAAGAAGGCAAGUGUACCAAACGCCUACUCAGCACACUGUCUACCUGCGAUUCCACUUUCGAGGAAUUGAUUAAAUUGAUUGAUUUACGUCAGGAAGGGUGUUGAGGAAUAAGGGAGGCUGUGGGUGAAGGAGAUGAAUACACGAAUCAGUCAGAUUCGAAUUGGCUUGAGGGUCUGAAUGACAUCCUGCUGUUCCUACGUUUAUCAGGGAUCAGCCAUCAUGUAUUCAAAUUGUAACUGGUCUUGAGGAGCUGAAUCGUCUCCACCUGGUGCUGUAAAUGUUUACAAUCUAUUUCACCACACCCUCCGCCCAACUCGCCCUCCAAUGACAUUAGAUUCAGUAAUACAGCAUUGACUGAGGCAGGAGCGUCUUGACCUGUUCCGGGUGUGAGUGACCUGGGUUAAUCCAAAUGCCUAGGAAUACUUUAGACCGAGUUUGACGCUAACGCAUGCUGUACCUUCUCAUAUGAGUGUUCGAUGGACAGUACCGACAUGAAAAAGUUACUCCAUUUAAAAUGUGAAGAAUCUAUUCCUUAUGUUCACAUCCGAGUGUUUCGAAUCUGAUCUGCUGCUCAAAGUCACCUCCACUUUCACCGGUCAGUUUCCCAAGCUUCCGGAAACUCAUGUUGCUGCAGAAAUAUUUGGAUUGACUCUGAGAGACGUCAAUCAGAGAGCCCACCCACUCUGCCCAUUCUCCCCUCUUCCUCUUCCAGAGCAGGUUCACUUCCUAUAGGGACUGAAAACCAAGUGAGGAGAUGAUCUCAAGCUUUGGUGGUUCUUUGUUUUAUUUUAUGAGUUUCUGAAGCUGCGAAACUGACUGGUGAAAUGGACGUGACAUUGAAUAGCAGAUCAGAAGGAAUGUACCAUACUAUACUGGAGAAUACAGAGAGGAUAGACAUGGCAAAUGGAUCUUGGCCAUCACCCAAGGAACAACUGCACAACUAUGGGAAGACAUCAGUCCCAUUGCAGCAUUGCUGAACACAGAAGGUUGGGCCAUGAAACCAUCAGAUGGAAAUCGGUCAGGUCAGGGGAGCAUUGACAUAUCAUCAGAUCUGAAACGGGUCAGUGGUGUGGAGCCUUUCAUCAGAACCGACCUUUCUGAAGCGUCAACAAAUACAGAAGAUCUUGAUGAAAUGAAAUGGAAAAUAAUCAAAUCCUCAUGUAAAUCCAGAAAAUCCAAAAGCAAGCUGCUUCUGACUCUCCUGGUGCAGCUCACAGUAGCAGAGUCUUGUAUCUACUCAGCCUCUCAACCAAGAGAAGCUGCUACGUGAGUGAUCGGUCAGGGUGAGAAGCUGGGAAGAAGUUUUAGUGGCUCCAAGUGUGGUUAGAGCUUCAAUCAUUCAUCAAGCCUCACGAACCACUGACUCAUUCAUACAGGUGAGCGGCUGUUCAAGUGCAUGAGGAGGGCCCCUGGGUUUCAUAAAAUCUCCAGACAUAUAAGGUGCAUCUGUUAUACCGCUGUUUACACAAACAGCUUCAUGGAAGAGAAACCACUGAAGUGUGAGGUUUGUGACUGAACCUUCACCGUGUCAAUGACACUUGUGAAUCACCAACGCAUUCACACUGGUGAGAAGCCAUUCAAGUGUGAGGUGUGUGACAAAUUGUUCUUGUACUCAUCAACCCUCCGCAGACACCAACAUCUUCACACAGGCGAGAAACCCUUUAAAUGUGAUCUGUGUGACAAAUCAUUCUUACAGUCAUGGGGUCUCCUUGAACACCAGCGCAUUCACACAGGAGAGAAGCCAUUCAUGUGCAAGGUCUGCAUCAAAUCAUUCUCAACUUCUUCAGCCCUCCGUGUUCACCAGUGCAUUCACACAGGACAGAAACCACUCACAUGCAAUGUGUGCAAUAAAUCGUUCUCACACUCGUCAACACUCCAUGGUCAUCAACGUAUUCACACUCAGGAAAAACCAUUCACAUGUGACAUAUGUAACAAAUCACUUACUAAUUCAUCAACCCUCCAUGCACACCAACGCAUUCACACAGGUGAGAAACCAUUCACAUGCAAGGCGUGUGACAAAUCUUUCUCACAGUUAUCACACCUCCGCAGACACCGAUGCAUUCACAUAGGGGAGUAACUAUUGACACGCAACAUGUGUAACAAAUCAUUCUGUAAUUUAUUGGCUUUCCACAAACACAGAUGCACUCACACAACUGGAAGCCCAUUCACAUGUGAUGUGUGCAACAAACCAUUCUCGAGACCAUUGACCCUCCUGUUCCAUCAGAGGAUUCACACAAGAGAGCAACUCUUCAGGUGUGAGGGGUGUGGGAAAUUCACCUUGAGACUAUCAAAUAAAGACUCAGACUAACUCGGUCAAUACAGGAGAGACUGGUCCAGUUCUUCCGCAUCAUUAACCUGCUGUGCAUACCAAUACGUUCACACAUGACACAAUCCCUUCAUUUGUGCAAUGCAUCAGAAAAUUUUCUCCUUACCAUCAGAGCUCCGCAAAUACCAAUGCAGUCACAGUGGGGAGAAGCUGUUCAAGUGCGUGAGAUGUAACAAAUCAUUCUCAAAUCAUUAACUCUCCACAGACAUAAACACAUUCUCGCCACAGACAAACCAUUCACAGGUAGUGUGUCAAAUUAUUCUUGUUGUUAUUAUACCUCCGCACACAUCUAAGCAUCCACAGAAGCAAGACACUGUUCAAGUGUGAGGUGGGUGAAAAAUUAUACUCACAGCCGCUGAACCUCCUGCGCUGGCAGAGAAUCCAACACUGAGAAACUGUUUGACUGUGAAGUUUAUGAUUAAGAUUUUGUGGCAUCUUUGGCUGUUCUGGAACACCAGAGGACUUGUAAAGGGGAGUAAACUUUGAAAGGUGAUUAGUGAGACUUUCACCAAUUUCCCCAAUCUUCAAAAGCAUCUGCAGAUCCACACUGGAAAGAAACAAUUCUGGUGUGAGGUGUGUGAUGAGGCUUUCACACAAUCUUCUUAUCCCUCUGUCCACAGACACAGAGAAACUCUUUUGACGUGAGUCUUGUAUUAAUGUUGGACCUCCUGGAACUUCAAUGAAUCCACACAGAGAUGGAUCCCAUGCACAAGCGUGAGGGGAGAAAGGAGAGAAACUAGAGAACAAUGUGAGUUCAGGGCUAGGACAGGAGAGACCAUUAACAGAAGUUUGUCCAGGCAGAUUAGUGGAAGGGAGGGAAGGGCAGAAGCAGCUCAUGGGAUUGUUUCAAGCUUGUUUUCCUGAGCAGGGAGGUCAGUAACCAGGGAGCAGAGAUUUAAAGUCAAUAGAUUCAAGUCAAGAUUAAAGGAGAUUUGAGUAAUGCUUUUCACCAGAGGGUGUUGAGGCUAUGGAGCUCACUGUCUGAAAGUAUGAUAGGGUCAGAAUCAUUUGAAUAAACACUUGGACACAAACCUGAAGGAAUCAUUUGUUGACAUUUAAAAUGAAGGUUGUAGUUGGGCAUUUAACUAGAACUUCUUAAGACAAAUCAACAUUUAAAAACAUUAAAAGGGCCAUUUUGUAAUGAUUAAUUUUCGGAAAUUGGCCAAACCACCCUGCCAGCAUGCUGUGGACAUUGAGAACCUGAUGGACAUGAUGAGUGACAUUUUCAAUUGACUAGUCACAAGAAGGUGAAUGAAGCCUCAGACCACACAAUGAAUGAGUGUCUAUUCAAUUCAAUGAUUUGACUGAAUCACUGAACUCUCUGACUACCCUUUAGAACUGUAAAUAACAAUAAGGUAAUGAGCUGUAUGGAGUCACCACAUCUGAAUGUGAUCCACAUUCCUUGGAAAUGCAACAGAGCAGUAAGCCCAGAAACAGACAAUAGUAAAGACAGCAGCAAACAGCAGUGGCAGCACUGCAUAGUAUAGAGCUGCUUGGAAAAUCAGUUGAAUAAGGAGAUUGGAUGAAAUCAAACAGGUCAACGAAGCUAAAGGAACAGCAAGAAUUAAAACAACAACUUUUCAGAAGCAGGAAUUCAAGGAUUAACAGCGAGACUGCGACUCAGACAUUGUGUUUAAGGAUUUCAUUAUAUGACACCAGAGAAUACAGAGAAGGUAGACUACAGAUAGACCCUGGCCAUCACCCAAUGAACAACUGCACAGCUGUGGGAAGACAUCCAAUCCCUUCACAGCAUUGCCAAACAGAGAUGCUUGCUGAGUGAAACCAUCAUAUGGAAAUUGUUCCAGUUCAGAAGAGUUGACAUAUCAUUGGAUGUGAAACUGAUCAGUCGUGCGGGAUCUUCCAUCAGAACCAACAUUUCUGAUGGUUUGACUGUGCGUGAUCUGUCAGGCUGGGAAAAAGUGUGAGUGGUCUCCAAGUGUGGUAAGAGCUUUAAUCAAUCAUUGAGCUUCAUGAACCACUAACUCUUUUCUACAGGUGAGUGGCAGUUCUAACAUGUAAGUGAGUAAGCUGUCAACACACAAGGUCCAUCUGUUGUAAAUCUUUUAAAACAAAAGCAGUUAGAUGAUAGAGAACUUUCAACAGUGCUUUUGUAAAGUUACCUACGUUCAUGAAUCAGUGAUGCAUUCGUUCUUGGGAGAAACGAUUCAUAUCUGAGGUGCAUAAUCAGGAUUUCUGGCGACCAUUAUAUCUGAUGAAUAACCCACGCAUUCACAUGGGGAAAAAAACACUCACAUGUGAUGUGUGUGACAAGUCAUUCUCAUCGUCAUCAAGCCUCUCCAUGCACCAACAUAUUCACACAGGGGAGAAGCCGUUCAUGUGCAGGCAGUGUGGUAAAUCAUUCUCCCAGUCAUCAAAACUCCUCGUCCACCAACGUAUCCACACAGGGGAGAAACCAUUCCAGUGCGAGGUAUGUGACAAAUCAUUCUCACAGUCACGAUACCUUCGCACACACCAAUGUGUCCACACGGGGGAGAAACCCUUCCAUUGUGAGGUAUGCGACAAGUCCUUCUCACAGUCAGGAUACCUACGUAUACACCAACGCAUCCACACAGGAGAGAAACCAUUUCGAUGUGAGGUGUGUGACAAAUCAUUCUCGCAGUCAGGAUACCUGCACACACACCAGCGUGUCCAUACGGGAGAGAAACCUUUCUAUUGUGAGGUGUGUGACAAAUCCUUUUCACAGGCAGGAUACCUCCGCAUACACCGACGUAUUCAUGCAGGAGACAAAUUGUUUAAGUGUGAGGUGUGUGAUAAAUCAUUCCCCACUUCAUUGAGACUCCUGUUCCAUCAGAGGAUUCACACAGGGGAGAAGCCAUUCAAGUGUGACCUGUGUGACAAGUCAUUCUCACAGUCAGGAAACCUCCACUUACACCGACGUGUCCACACGGGGGAGAAACCGUUCACCUGUGACGUGUGUGACAAAUCCUUCUCACAUUCAGGAUCCCUGACCCUACACCAGCGUGUACACACAGGAGAGAAACCAUUCAGCUGUGAACUGUGUGACAAAUCUUUCUCAUGGUCAGGAUCCCUCCGUAUACACCGACGUAUGCACACAGGAGAGAAACCGUUUAGGUGUGAAGUGUGUGACAAAUCAUUCGCGCGAGCAGUAUUCCUCCGUACGCACCAACGUGUGCACACAGGAGAGAAACCCUUCCAUUGUGAGGUGUGUGACAAAUCAUUCACACAGGCAGGAUACCUGCACAUACACCAACGUAUUCACACAGGAGAGAAAUUGUUUAAGUGUGAGGUAUGUGACAAAUCAUUCCCCACUUCAUCAGGACUCCUGUUCCAUCAGAGGAUUCAUACUGGAGAGAAACCAUUCCGAUGUGAAGUGUGUGACAAAUCAUUCUCAUCAUCAUCGAACCUCCGCAUCCAUGAACGUGUCCACACAGGGGAGAAACCUUUCCAAUGUGAGGUGUGUGACAAAUCAUUCACGCAGUCAGGAUACCUCCGCACACACCAACGUAUUCACACAGGAGAGAAGUUGUUUAAGUGUGAGGUGUGUGACAAAUCAUUCCCCACUUCACAAAGACUCCUGAUCCAUCAGAGGAUUCACACAGGAGAGAAACCAUUCAGGUGUGAGGUGUGUAACAAAUCAUUUACACAGUCAGGAAACCUUCGCACACACCAACGAAUACACACAGGAGAGAAAUUGUUUAAAUGUUAGUUGUAUGACAAAUCAUUCCCCAUCUCUUGGAGAUUCCUAUUCCACUAGAGGAUUCAUACUUGUGAGAAACCAUGCAAUUGGAAGUUGUGUCACAACUCAUCCUUGGAGUCAUUGAAUCUACACAAGCAUCAAUUUAUUCAUACAAGGAAGACCAUUCAUGUGUGAUAUGUGUAUCAAAUCAUUCUUGAAUUUAUCAACUCUUCGCAGUCACCAGAGCAUUCACACAAAGAGGUUACAUUCACACGUGAAAUAUAUAGGAAAUCAUUCUCAAGUUCUUGGAACUUCCUGUUCCAUUAGAGGAUCCACACAGGGGAGUAACCCUUCAUGCAUGAUUUGAUGAUGAACCUUUCGUGAUGUCUUCAAACAUUUGGGAAUCCACAGGAUUCAGACGGGAGAACUUUUUCAGGUGCAAUGUUUGUGACUGUUUUUGUACAGUCAGUGAUCGGGAGUUAGGUCACCGGUGAAACUCAGGAUCAACCAAAACACUCACAGGGAAGUAACCCUUUCUGAAUGAGAUCUGUAAUAAAGCCUUUACAUGAUUGUCGGACUUUCUGGAUCUUUGGAUCUCUUGGUAUAUAGGUGAAGCAAUAUGGUAUACCUUCUAGUGUGAUGUGUAUCAGGAUUGUUUCACUAUCUCCUCCUCUCUCACCAGACACUGACAUCUCCACACGGACUUGAAGCUGGGUCAACUGCUUGUGUGGCACUGAGAGCUGUCUGCAUUGUUUACCCUCCAGUGCUCACCCAGGGGAGAUGUCAUUUCCAAGGCACUCUCUGUCUCAGCAUGUCUGUCUCAAACCUGUCAUCCCAUCAGUCCAUUCAGGAAGAUCAAUUUAACCUUUGACCUGAUCACCAAAAGAAGGCUCUCGCAGAGGACCACUUCAAGUGUAAGGUUUGAAAUGAGCGCAGUGUGAAGGACGUUCAGUGGGACUGGGGCACAGAACAAUAAGCAGCUUUCACUCCCAUCAAACACCUAGUGACAAUAACACCAGUGUUGAGGGGCUAUGAAGUCCAUUGUUAUAGACAUUUUGUGAGGAUUAAAACAAAUGUUUUUCCUUAUACUGCACACUUGUUGGUAAUUGAUUGUGAUUUCUUUUAUCCCAUUUUUUAAACUGUGGGAGUGUCUUUCCCCCGUUUCUCUUUUUGUGCGCUCUGACUCUGUAAGGAAUACAGUAACACUGGUAAAGUUAAACCUGGAGUACGGUUUAUUUCACUCACUUGUAUAAAUUCAGGAAUUCUUCACAAUGUAUGCACAUCAUAAAUACACAUGGAGAUGUCAAAUUGGAACGUGUCAUAACCCUGGUGGAAGUUGUGCACUGAAAACACCAUUACACGAGUUGUCACCUGGGAGAAAUGACCAGUUGAAUCUCUAGGAAUGGUUCAUGCCUGAAUGUGACCACAGUCUGAAGGAAGAAAAAAUGUAUUCACUGUAACAACCUUAUGUACCAACAAGUGGCAAAAAGAUUAUUAAUUACUAAUAUGCAAACUUUAACUAAGCUUCCCACCACCCCACCCCACCACCCCCCCCCCACCCAACUAAAUCCAAACACUCAGAAACUCAUUCACACAGAAGAUGGACAAGACUGAUGAGACAAACGUCAUUUUAGGAAUAUUGUGGAUUGAAAGUAAGCGGGUAAAAAUGCACAAAGUCUGUGGAUUAGAGUUCAAUCCAAAAGAUGAAAUGAGGUGACUUUCUCGCAGUUUGUUGUUGUUACUGAUUGCAAAAGUCCCUCAAUUCAGUAGCUACUCAGUUAUAUCUAGAUCUUGGUUUCAAUUAGAAUUUGUUGUUUUUUCACAAGUUCUUUCAAUAUUACUUCACUUGCUGACAGCCUUGAAGGUCUGAGUCCCAACUAAUCUUUCUCCUCCCAGUUCAGUAUCAAAUUGCCCAUUUAUAACCAAUCAAAAUCUUGUUGCUGGGCAUUUUACAUUUUAAUGAAAUAACACCUAGUGCUGAUGUAUCCAACAAAUUGUGAAAAACCUAAUAAUCCAAAUGUCCAUUUUUCAGUUUCUAUUUUCAAGUAAACUGUGUGUCAUCCUUAACAAACAAGAUAUCCACUUAAAUUCAAAAUAAAACCAAGAUUUACCAUUUUAUUAUUGUGGGUUGAUUGGCUAGCCUGCUGUUGAAGAGCUGUCAGCAGUUUAUUUUUAAAAGUUCCUUUGAAAGUCUUUUGAUGAAGAUUUGCUGAAAUGUGAUUUCUGCUUCACUGAUUUGAUGAAAGCAGAUUUACUUGCAGAGUGCACAAAUACAGGUGAGUGGCUGCAUUUUACAAGCUAUCGGUUUCUCCUUUGUCACGUGAAAUUAAAAGUGUAGAUUUUGUCAGUAGAUGUGGAAUGGAGCAGCACUGACCCCUGA
Rhincodon typus (whale shark) is the source of this 8867-nucleotide messenger RNA. Its product is annotated as zinc finger protein 227-like. Gene Ontology annotation, molecular function: DNA-binding transcription activator activity, RNA polymerase II-specific; RNA polymerase II cis-regulatory region sequence-specific DNA binding. The transcript is spliced from 4 exons. The record is from RefSeq and is a predicted model, not a curated record. Gene Ontology annotation, biological process: regulation of transcription by RNA polymerase II. Bases 5042 to 6517 code for a protein of 491 amino acids. NCBI's taxonomy places the organism in Eukaryota, Metazoa, Chordata, Chondrichthyes, Orectolobiformes, Rhincodontidae. Gene Ontology annotation, cellular component: nucleus.